Molecule: messenger RNA, 2534 nt
Organism: Hypoxylon trugodes
Lineage: Eukaryota; Fungi; Ascomycota; Sordariomycetes; Xylariales; Hypoxylaceae
Product: Smg-4/UPF3 family-domain-containing protein
Exons: 2
Coding region: 150-2018 (622 amino acids)
Biological process (GO): positive regulation of translation; nuclear-transcribed mRNA catabolic process, nonsense-mediated decay
Cellular component (GO): nucleolus; cytoplasm
Molecular function (GO): mRNA binding
Source: RefSeq, a predicted model, not a curated record
GGCCUAUCUUUCUUUCAACUUUAUCAAACCACCCAACAUUUAUCUUCAAUUCCACAGCAACGUCAAUCAAUCCCCCUUCAUAAUUAUGCCAGGGAACAAAUUGGUAUAACUUCUAUUGACUAGGAUCAUCUAAUUCAGAAAUCGCAAUCAUGACGAGCUCUUCGAGCGCCCGAAAAGCUAAUGGCGUCUUGCCCGUUUCUUUGGCGGUUAAUGACACACCGAAAGCGACCAAGGCUAAAGAACCUCUGAAGGGCAAGAAAGUUCUCAUUCGUCGCCUCCCACCUGGAAUGACUGAGACUGAGUUUUGGAAUAUCCUGGGAGAGCAAUGGAAGGAUGGAAAUGGGAAAGUAGAUUGGACCAGAUUUCAAGAUGGUCAUAUUUCCCAAGACCCGUCGAACCCGUCGCUUCCUGCGCGCUGUUAUCUCCAUGUCAUACGAACCGAAGACGUUUCCAUUCUAGCCGAAACCGUCCAAGCAUUGACUUGGGAGGACGAGAAGCGAACUUCCAACGACCCAGCUCUCGUGGGCCCUCCGUACCUCGAUAUUGCUAUCUACCAAAAGAUCCCCACUACCAAGCGACGAAUAGACUCUAAACAAGGCACUAUCGACCAGGACCCCGACUUCAUGGCCUUCCUCGAUAGCCUUACGCAGGAAUUGACAGUGAAAGAGGCCGACGCGGACCAGGUGGCGGAGGACGCUAGCAAGGCAGAUACCAGAGUCACUACGACACCUCUGGUCGAAUAUCUCAAAGAGAAGAAGGCCAAUAAGGGAAAAGAGGCUUCUAGUUCGAAGACUGGUAAGCAUGGUCGACACGAGUCUCAGGUUGCGAAGCCGAAAGGAAGUCAGGAAGAUUCCAAGAAGAAGGGGAAGGAAUCCAAGGCCGAGAAAGUCGAAAAGGUCACCGAGAAGGACGAGAAGAAGGCCAAGGAGCCCGUGAAGCUUCUAACUAAGAAAUCAACUACUCAGGAUACAACCGAGCCAGCAAAGUCUAGCACUACGCAGGCGGCCACGAGCAAGGCAGUUGAAGAGGCCGCGCCAAAGAGUCGACGGGCUAAUAUUGCUGCGGCAGCAAAGAUUCUACAACGUGACCUUGGCCUCAGCCCGGGAAGUGCGCAUAGGAGAGCACGCCAGGAUGCCGCUAAGGCAGAAGCCGCAUCCAAGACCGAUACUAGCAAGGAGAAGGAUAGUAAGGACACGACAUCGACACCCCCGACGGCACCAAGCCAACCCAGUUCAUCGGCGCCCUUAUCUGCUCCAACUGCCCCGAAAGCACAGGUGGCAGAGGGAUCCCGUCGGUCCAGGGGUGGAAAGGCUACAAAACAGGACACGUCCAAGGGAAAAGGGACUGAGAGUGCUAGCAGUACAGCGAAGUCAACCCCGAUUAUCACACCAACUAUCUUGAAGAGAAAGGAAGAACCUCCUCCGACAGGUCCGUCUUCAACUACGCCUGUCGCUACAACUUCGACUGCCACACCUCCCACAGGUCCGAAGGGUGCUGCUGGUAAAAGUCAGCCACCCAGUAAACCAACUUCGCAAAAGAAAGGGUCUGGCCAACCAUCUGUUACUGCUGGGGCGACUCGUGCUUUCGUAAAGCAUGCAAACCCCUCGCAAGGUGUUACAGAACCGCUACUUAAGCAGGCUAUGGAGACCUUUGGUACUGUCACAUUUGUUGAAAUUGACAAACGCAAGGGUUUUGCUUAUGUUGACUUUGGAGAUCAUGAGGCGUUGGUAAAAGCUAUUUCAGCGAGUCCCGUACCUGUUGCAGAAGGCACUGUACAGGUGCUAGAACGAAAGGAAACGAAGAAAUCGACACAACCUCCGACACAACCGGCGAGCGAUAAAGCAAGUAGUGAGGCUCCGCCGGAUCGUCCUAAGCGGGGUGGUCGUGGUCGAGGCCGUCGAGGAGGCGGUGGUGGAGCUAGCACAGCUAACACGAGUGUAGCUGGCGAAGCAUCUGGAUCUUCUGCACCACCUCCCACUACACCUGCCGACUCCGGUGCUGCAACUGACGCAGGCUGAAGGCAUACUGCACCCUGAUUCUUGCCUCACUUGCACUAUUAAUGCUUUUAUUCGCGCGUUUAUGAUGCAUGGAUUUAUUACGGAAAUUAGGAAAUCGCGCUAUCCCUGAGCUCUUACUCCUAAUAGGUAUUUGCCAUUGGUAGAGUAUUGUACAGCGGGUGAGGACGAAACUAUUUCCAGCGAAGCUCCGGAUGCAGCAAGCUAUAAGCGACAGCAGCCAACGUCCCACACCGUUGGGCUACGUCGGCUAAGAGCCCAGUCCCAUAUGGUUUUGGGUUACACACAAUAGCGAGUUUGUGUACAGGCUUUGCCAUUCCAAGGUGGCCAUGAAGCUGCUACUUUAGCAUGUUUAGAAUUAGCCCUGAAUUACUAAAGAAUAUAGUAAAACUGCGUUACUAUUCUGGUUUAUUGUUUAUGCGUUUACUUAGAUUGACGAGAUGUAAAGUAUGGCUUGCAAAAGCUAACUUAGGCAAUUGGUAGAUUUUAUGGGGCUUUAUUUAUUAAAUAUGAGCUACC